UUAACAUACGGUGUGAUAAUUCGUUGAACACACCCAAGAUGUUCCAAGAGCGUGCCUACCAGGAACACAGCUGCGAGAAAUAUAAGAAGAAAAUAUACGAAGCACAACAGUAUAUGCAUGACAUGAAGACUAAGUACACUUCUGAACUUCAAGGUUACAAGCUGAAGUUGGAAGAGGUGCAAAACAAGGUGGUGGAAAUGGAGGGCACGCUGCAUCAGAAAGAGGCUCAAGUCAACGAUCUCACUCGACGUUUCCGUAAUCAGCAGUAUAUGUUCAACGAACUCAAGAUGAAGUCAAACAAUCUGUCCGCAACAAGCCUAUCUAGGAAAGAUAAGGAAAAUGCCCCAGAUUUGGGAGCCGGUCCAACUACACGCCCAUCUCAGCCAUUGCCCCAAGCGAUGCCGGGCACGCCGAUGCAGCUAAUGUCCGCAAGAGGCAAUUCGUUGCCAGCUUCUCAGGUCAACAAUCUUAACAACAAGGCGCGCAUGCAGUCAUUUGCCAUAACUCCUGCAGCUCCCAAUCUGCCUUCGCGACCGCAAACACCUAGUCUGGGCCGAGCUUUGGCGGCGAGACGCGAGCAGAAGAAAACCAAUAGCAUGACUUAAAGCAGGGCAGAUACAACAAAACGUUGCAUAGUAUAACCAAAACAUUGCGGGGUCCUCAGGCAAAGCUAAAACUACACAUGUUCAGGAUUAGCGAUAGUUUGCGUGACUACAUAAUUUCUUGAAGAAGACGGAAACAGACAUUAAAACACAUAACCCCUGAAACAAAAAUCAUGAGGAUACGGGAGAACAGCGAUGCGUUGACCAUGUCUUUGUGACAAGAUACGGGCAGAAGGAGUUCCAGAAAG
Sphaeroforma arctica JP610 is the source of this 850-nucleotide messenger RNA. RefSeq lists its product as hypothetical. The transcript is spliced from 6 exons. The record is from RefSeq and is a predicted model, not a curated record. Bases 39 to 605 code for a protein of 188 amino acids. NCBI's taxonomy places the organism in Eukaryota, Ichthyosporea, Ichthyophonida.